ACCAGACAUACCCCGAGGGUGCUCACUCACUCCCUUCUCCCCACGCUCCCCACAACCUUCCUCCCACCCCACCAUGACCGGCUCCACAACCAGCGCUCACCACUGCCCCAACCCCAAGGGGGGCAAAGGAACGCGGUCCAGGAGCUCGCAUGCAAGAUCAUUGUGCCUCACCAACAAUGGGGGGUCGGAGGAGGAAGACAAAGAAGGAGGGGUACUGUUCCACGUCAACAAGAGUGGCUUCCCCAUUGACAGCCACACCUGGGAAAGGAUGUGGAUGCACGUGGCAAAGGUACACCCCAAGGGAGGAGAAAUGGUGGGAGCCAUCAGGAAUGCUGCCUUCUUGGCAAAACCUACAGUGCCCCCAGUCCCAAACUACAAGAUAUCCAUGUCAAUCCCGGAAUGGCUUCAGGCAAUCCAGAAUUACAUGAAGACUCUACAAUACAAUCAUACAGGGACACAAUUCUUUGAAAUUCGAAAAAUGAGGCCACUCAGUGGGUUGAUGGAGACAGCAAGAGAAAUGACUCGAGAAUCUUUACCCAUCAAAUGUCUUGAAGCUGUCAUCUUGGGCAUAUACCUAACAAAUGGGCAGCCUUCCAUAGAACGAUUCCCCAUCAGCUUUAAAACCCAAUUCUCAGGAAAUUACUUCCACCAUGUUGUAUUGGGGAUCUAUUGCAAUGGCCGCUAUGGCUCCCUAGGCAUGAGCCGGAGGUCCGACCUAAUGGACAAACCUCUGACCUUUCGGACUCUGAGUGACCUCAUCUUUGAUUUUGAAGACUCUUACAAGAAAUACCUACACACAGUCAAGAAGGUCAAGAUUGGGCUGUAUGUCCCCCACGAGCCCCACAGCUUCCAGCCCAUUGAGUGGAAGCAGCUGGUUCUCAAUGUCACAAAGAUGAUGAGGUCAGAAUUAAGGAAAGAGCUGGAGAAAUAUGCCAGGGACUUGAGAAUGAAGAUCUUGAAACCCGCAAGUGCCCACUCUCCUCCCCUGGAGAGAAGUCGGGGAAAGUCACUGUCUCCCCGGCGAAGGCAAUCAAGCCCUCCGAGACGACUUGGGAGGCGAGACAAAUCGCCCUCACUCCCAAGUAAGAAGGUGGCUGACCUCAGUACUCUUAAUGAAGUAGGCUAUCAGAUCCGAAUUUAACUAAGCCAUAAUGGCCAGCAGUGCUUCUGUUUGCACUUUACCCAGCACAUGGCAUCUUCAAGAGGAUUUGCAACUCUUUAUCAAGAUCCUGUGA
This is a messenger RNA of Gracilinanus agilis (Agile Gracile Mouse Opossum), 1235 nucleotides long. It is a transcript of the gene VASH2, whose product is annotated as vasohibin 2. Gene Ontology annotation, biological process: regulation of angiogenesis. The coding region runs from base 74 to 1141 and encodes 355 amino acids. The transcript has 7 exons. NCBI's taxonomy places the organism in Eukaryota, Metazoa, Chordata, Mammalia, Didelphimorphia, Didelphidae. Gene Ontology annotation, cellular component: cytoplasm. The record is from RefSeq and is a predicted model, not a curated record.